Molecule: messenger RNA, 357 nt
Organism: Entrophospora sp. SA101
Lineage: Eukaryota; Fungi; Glomeromycota; Glomeromycetes; Entrophosporales; Entrophosporaceae
Source: the annotation of a GenBank genome assembly
AUGUCUGAAUCUGCAUCAAUUGCAAGCCAUCUUGCCUUUUCUUUAAAAAUACCUCCUACUGUGACUAAAUGGCGUAAAGAUAAAUCAGUUCCAUUGAUAGAUGUUGUUCAAAGCUUUGAUAUUUAUGAAACAGUCAAUGGUGGUAAUGUGGGUAUUGCUGGCAGACCUUCGAAACAAAGACUAGAGAAUGCUUUUGGUACAUCAAAUUAUACAGAAGUUAUCACUCAUAUACUUCAGCAUGGAGUUGUUCAGCAUAGUCAUAAAGGUCAUGCUUCCAAAGAUCAUCGAACCAUGAUUAACGAAACUCGUGGUAAAGGAGCUUCCACAGCUCAAAAUGCGUCAGGGAUUCAUAAUUAA